Molecule: messenger RNA, 1946 nt
Organism: Osmerus eperlanus (European smelt)
Lineage: Eukaryota; Metazoa; Chordata; Actinopteri; Osmeriformes; Osmeridae
Exons: 2
Coding region: 409-1083 (224 amino acids)
Source: RefSeq, a predicted model, not a curated record
UUAGGGAGACCUCUGCUGUUUGAUUAUGUUUAGAUAAAGAUAAAUAAAACGGAGCUGUAAGUUUUAUUUAUCUAUGACAUGCCAUCAUCAUAACUGCUGAUUGAGAGCUUGUUCAUUGAAUAUAAGAUAAGAUAUGGGUAGUCAUCACACAAGAUUUACUUAAGACGUUUGUUUACCUGCUGCCUGGAUACUUGGGCAGUCAAACGUUGAAGUCAGGCAGGUGGCUUGCAAAAUAAGGAGCAAAGAACAGUGAAUGAUUCUUAACCUGCCUGCCGACACAUUACUAUUAGACGAGUGAGAUUGUGUUGGCCUACGGCUUAGAGGCACGUGUAUGGACAGAAUCAACACAGCCUCUCUUCCGAGGCACAGGGACAUCUUCCCUUUCUCUCCACACCUGCUCUUUAGAACAUGCACUUCUUCCACCCAUACAGCUUCCCAGCACCAUACUCCUACAGCACCAUGAUUCCAUCCUCCCUACCUCCACAUGCGCUGUCGUCUUACAACGGCAGCCGCCGUCUGCCACCCAUCCACCCACAGUAUCCGCUGCUCUUCAAUCCACCUCCGCAGCCCUUCUGCCUGGGUGGCAGAGACCGCAGGAGGGGUCCCCAAGACCCUGGUCAACAGUACCACCACUACUACAGCCCCUGGCCCUGGCACAUGUGGUCUAACAACCUUUUGAAUUACCAGCAUUUGUAUUCACACCCUCAGGCACCUCCGGCCCCAGUGGCCCCCACCCCUCCUAAGCCCUCCAGGUUCCAGACUCAGACCUGGCCAGAGGGCUUCACCCUGAGAGGAGAUCUCCGCUGGGGCAGGCUGGAGAGGGUGUACGGCCCUCGGAGGGAGCUUCCAGAGUUUGUAAGGGAGGAUCUGCGGAGAGUUUAUGGGACCUACCCUCGGACGGACCUGAGCAUCACCUACCAGGGUGGGGAGUACGUGGUGAGAGGGGACCCCCAUGUCGGGGAGCAGGAGUACCGGGUGGAGAGGAGGGUGGUCCAGCUGGCAGAAAGCCCAGAGGGGGACAGCGUGAGCGAAGUGGUGGAGGAGAGGAAGAAAAAAAGGGGAUGGAAGGGAAGGAGAUCAUAAAGGAGAAGGAGAAAUUCCAGCCUGGAUGAUGAGGUGGGCCAGCACCAUGCUCCGACAUGAGUUUGAAAAUGUUUUUGUUAAGGGUUUCAGUCUAAGAAACAAGACGGCAGUGCCCUCCUUUGAUUGAUAGCUUCAAAUAUUUGUUAUAAAGAUGAUUGAAGUGAACAUGUUUUUUUGUGCUGUAUGUGAUGUUUGUGGUCAUGCUUUUGUAUUGUGGCAAAUUUACCAUAAAAAAACACGUUCCAUAUUUAUGCUUCAAUAGCAAACAAAUGCAAUGCAUGAAUCAAUCUUUACACGCCAGAUUAUAUAGUUUGAAUGUUUUUUAUUUAAUAAUUUCAGUAUCAGUGUAAAACUAAACCCCUCAUACCUCAAGGUAGGCUGUUGUAACAGCGAAUGUGGUCUGGAAGUCAUAGUCAUCAAUAACCUUUUUGAAGUUUAAAGUCACAUGGUUGUGUGUCUUCUAGUGUUGUGUUAUCUUGCUCUUUUGUGGUUUGAUGAUGUCAUCUGAAUUAUGUGUAAAAACAAUGAAUCAUCAAAUCCCCCCUCCCCCCAUACCAUAAGCUAUCAUCCAUUUUAUGGACAAAACAUUGUCGUAUACAACCCCCUCAUGUUUGUGAAUCAUCCUACUGUUGUCUCCAUGACAGCAGGUUUCAUGGAAUGAUAGAUUGAGCCAUGAUCCAGCUGAUAAGACAUGCUGUCUGGGUGUGUGGGCUUGGUAUGUCAGAGGUGUAAUCUGCAACCUCAUAUUUACUGUAAACCAUCUGUGCACAACCACGCACUGUUUUCCUGGAAGUCACCCCACAUUCCAUCAUUUCUCAAUAGUCUAAUUCAACAUUUGCAAGUAAAUAAAUGAGACAUGAAUG